Messenger RNA from Anopheles stephensi (Asian malaria mosquito), 1955 nucleotides. RefSeq lists its product as uncharacterized. The transcript has 2 exons. Gene Ontology annotation, molecular function: FAD binding; blue light photoreceptor activity. Lineage: Eukaryota; Metazoa; Arthropoda; Insecta; Diptera; Culicidae. The record is from RefSeq and is a predicted model, not a curated record. Bases 767 to 1606 code for a protein of 279 amino acids.
CUCUCGCUGCACACACACGCCCCAACCUUUUCUUCCCCAAAUGCAUCACAUACUAGCAGCCUGAUGGCAAGAAGAGAGCGCGAAAAAACAAUAGCCACAUGUGCGAGUAAUUUGUUCGCAUUCGCACGCGCCAAAAACAAAACCGAAACCUCCCCGGGGGGUUAGUCUUUUGCAUCUCAUUACCUUCUCUCUGAAGAGCGGAGGUAACAGUCAUCGCAGUUGGAUUUAAAAGUUCAUUGGAUUUUAUGCUACCCGUGCGACUGACACCUCUUCUUGUGCCCACGACCGAAUGAAGUGCCUUUCGACUGCGCCGGAUGGCUUGUCGUACGUUGUGUGGCUGUCCGCUGCCGAGGUGUUUCGUGCAACAACAGCGUGGAUAAUUUCUGCCUUAAUUGAGACCUUCCGACGGAUUGGCACGCCGGGACGGUAGUUUAUUCGUGUUACGUCAAGCAAGCCUCUAGGGGGACGGAGUGACGAUGUGCGACUCCAGGUUUCCCCUCCGAGCUCCCGAAGAGCAACUGCAUCAUUCCCCAAAGAAUGUGUGCGCCUCUACAAACCUUGGAACGUACGAAUCGCGCGCGCCGACGCGUUGUUAGUAGGCUGUGCCAUGGUAACGAGCGCAUGGGAAAACUGUUCUCUGUUGUCAUAGUGAACCCGUUCCUGUCAGCCAGGAAAAACACACACUCCUCGGACACAAUCAAAAUACAUCGGUUCAAUUUCCAAGUGUUUGUGUGGUGAAGUUAAAGUCAAACGAAGGAUUAUCGUCAUGUCUACCUCGUCCGCAACUCGCACACCGGAUAAGAAGAAGAAACCGCUGCCAUACUUUAUGCAAAAGUCGGAAGAUGCGGCACUGCCCUCGUUCCAGAACCGACGCACCCUGGCGGACCACGUCAAGGACAAUAUGCUGUGUGCCGGGAGGAAGCGUUACUUCCAGCGCAUCGUGUACGUUGGCCGCCAUCCGAAGGUGACCGGGAUGACACUGCGCGAUCGGUUUCUGAAGCUGAUCAAAGACAUGCAGGAAAGUACGACGAACGAGAUUAAGCUGUUUGGGUUGAUGAUCAACUUCGACGGUUACACGGUGCACAUGAUCGAGAGUGCUGAGGAGACGGUCGGUGAGUACAUGCAUACGCUGGCCGCCAGUGACCUGUUCGAGGAGAGCCGUGUCGUGCUGGUGUACAACAACAUCAAUCAGCGGUUCUUCCGCAAGCUGGUGUGGCGCGCCUCGGACUAUCUGAACGAGCUGCCACGCACCGAACUGGACCAGCGGGAUCCGAACCUGACGCAAAACACGAUCGACGCAUUUCUGGUGAAGGUGUACAAGCUGUGCAAGAUGGUUCGGGAAGAGGAGCUGGACGAACGAUCCGCCUUCAAAUCGCUCUAUCUGGACGAAAACUACGAGGAGCAUACACCGGACAUCGCAAUACUGGAGUAUCUGCUGGGCCUCAAGUGUCUUUUCACCGUGCCGGAGUAUGCAGCGUUCUACGGCAAGCUGCCGGACGUGACCAGCUUCCGGGACCGUGUUUGGCCCAUCCCCAAAGACCUGACGCCGUACGAUGUGUUCGAAACGGGCAAAUACGAUGUGAACCUCACGUUUGGUGGGAAAUAAUCGCAAAAAUAAAACAAGUUAUGCUCUUCGCAGCCAAGGGAAACCAAUAUCCGUUUUAGCAGUGGCGGUUUUCGAUACGAAUGCAUUUUUAUUGCAUCAUUUCAUGCGGGGAGGCCGAUAACGCGAAGCACUACCGAUCGAUCACCGGGAGCUUUCUAUGCUUGUGAGCCCGCCGCACUGGAAAGCCGAUUCAAAUGAGGUGGAAAGUUGUGAUGAUCGUUUUAUGCAGUAGCCGGGUCCGUAUCGGUGUAACCUUUCACCACCGUUUGGACGUGGUUGCAACAGGAAUCGCUUGCAGUAUAAUCGAUUAACAUGAUUGGAUAGAUAAAUCUCGUUACGAGGUGUACAU